AUGCAAUUUCUUGGCUACGGAUUCCUCAUGUGCGCAUUUGUUUUCUUCACAAUUCUUCCACAUUUUAUAAAUUUUUGGUCAAAAGAUGAUCCAAUGAAAGUUUCAUUUUUACGAAUAACUGUCUUUUUUCUUUUCUUUGUAACUGGAAUGUUUGCAAUUUCGUUGGGAUGCCUAUUUGGUUAUCAUUUAUUUUUGACUGGAAAAAAUCGUUCAACCGUUGAAUCUUUUCGUCCACCAGUCUUUGCUUAUGGACCAGAUAGAAAUGGUUUUAAUUUGGGUGUAAAAAUGAAUUUUGCUGAUAUUUUUGGAAGUGAAAAGUUCAAGUGGUUUUUGCCUAUUUUUACAAGGUUUUAUUUAGAUUUUUUAAAAAUUUUUUGGUCUAAGGCUCUGAGUGACGUUUUUCCGUUUCAAAUUUAUUAG
This is a messenger RNA of Meloidogyne enterolobii, 420 nucleotides long. Lineage: Eukaryota; Metazoa; Nematoda; Chromadorea; Rhabditida; Meloidogynidae. The record is from the annotation of a GenBank genome assembly.